CAUUUUCUCUUUGCUCUCUGAGGAGGGCGACUCUGAGUUUAUCCAUUGGAAAAUAUAUAAACUAUUUAUCUUUGAAUGUUCUGUAGAUCCGAGGAAAACGAAUGGACUUUCGCAGGAGAAAGACUUCAUUCAAAUUGCUCUUUAGACUACACAAUGCCUGACCAGAACGGAAAGUUACAGAGCCAAAUGUAUCUUGUUGAAUAUUUAACUUUGUGGGUUGACUGGAAAAGGUCAUCGAGGAAAGUUUUGUCUGCCUGGCAAGGCAACAGGUGGCGAUGGGAAAUGUGGGCCGUACAGGGACGCCCCCUAGCGAUAAAGUGAUUAUUGACACGCUGCUCUGUCCAAUCGGUCGUUCCAAGAUGGCCGCCACGAGUUGCGGGUCGAGGUACACUGCGCCAAAGUUUACACAGCUAUCAGCUGCUUAUCGCCUCUCUUCUCCCAUAUAACCGGCCCGAGUCUGAACCAUGACCCCUGAGGAAGGGUCUCUGCAAGCCGGACAGGACGGCCUCAAGCCGCUCGGAGAACUGACCAUGCUGGAAAAGGCGCUUCGGAGGCCGUCCAUCGAGGGGGAGGAGGGGCACAAAACUUGCAACUCUCUCUACAUGUCAACAUCGAUAGUCGGACUAGUGACCCUGUGUUGUUUCGUCCUCUUCUUCAGCAGACAUUACAUCAAAGAAUUCAUCCUAUGGCUAGAAGGUCUAAACGGCGGGCUAGGAGUUAUUCUCUUCGUCGUACUGUUCACUGUUGUGUCUUUCCCGAUGACAUGGGGCUAUGUUGUUUUGAAUAUUUCAGCCGGCUACUUGUACGGGUUUUUAGAGGGACUUGUCAUCGUGAUACUCGCUGUCUUCCAGGGGACUUUUGUCGCACACGUCAUGUGCAAGAGAUUCUGUGGAGAUUUCCUUUUGAACAAAAUCGGCGGGAACGCCAACUUGACUGCCAUAGCGAGAGUCCUGGAGAGUAACAGCGGGUUCAAAGUUAUCGCUCUCUCCAGACUGACCCCCAUUCCGUUCGGGCUUCAGAACGGUCUGUUUGCGGUUAGCAAAGUCCAGACGUUCAGGUACAUGACAGCCUCCACCCUGGGCCUCCUGCCCACCCAGGCACUCAACACCUACAUCGGCUCCAGUCUGCACUCUGUGGAGGAGGUGGUGGAUAACCCCUCCAGCAGUGACUACAUGGUGUUAGGGACACAGGUUGGAGUGAGUGUCCUGUUGAUGGUGUAUGUUGUGAAACAAGCCCGGGUUCAGCUCAACAAAGCUCUGCUUCAGCACCAACCCAACCUCUCCUCAGGUCCCACCCUCACUACCUACCCAAAGAGGCUGACAAGCAGUCAGCACACCAAAGAUAACCUCCACCUCAUGGAGGCAGCACAACUCAAGAGAUUCAGCAGCCAUGAUGGAGACGUAUCCCAGCAUGCAGAGGAGCUCCAGCCAGCCAAUCAGAGCUCAGACACUGAGGAAUUCUGGGUAGCUGAUGAGAGGCAGCAGUAGUGCUCUAUCAGUCAUGUCAGUAGUACAGGAUUACUGUCGCCUCCACCAGCCUCCUGACAAAAUUGUAGCGACUUGAAAUUUCAUCUGUGUUGGUAGAAGUCAUUAUUGAACUCGUAUAACUGUAAUAUCCGACACAAAAAUUGGACUCACCCAAAUUUUCGACUGAAGAGCAUCAGAGCUUUACAACCAUCCCUGAACAGAGACGGUGGGCGCCAUAGACUUCCUGUAACCUAUGAUCCACUGCUUACUGAGUCAUGUGAUCUAUCUGCAUAACGUGACGUCACGACAGCAGUGGAUUGUUCAUUCCUUGACAAAGACUGGUGCUGUUCAGUCAAAAAUUUGGGUUGGAUAUUACAGUUAAACUAGUUCAGUAAUGUUGUAGCAACAGUUUUUCACGAGAUUUUGAUUGUAGCGAUUACUGAAACAGAGUUCAAGAGAUGUGUGCGUGUUUUAUGUAUUUAUGCGUGUUGAAAUGAUAAGUAUAUACAUUCACCAAGACUAAAAGGGAAGGAUUAUAUGAUUUUAAAGAGAUUUCAUUGUAAUGUAAAGUGGUGUACUAAGAGGUCAUUAGUCAACUAUGUGCAAUUCUGGAGGGAAGAAAUCUUUAUAACUAUUGUUGUCAUACAUGAUUUAGCAGGUGUGCUAGUAAAGAUUUAGAAUUUGAUUAAGAACAGUUUUGCCAUAGAACUGUAUCUUGUUCUGACUAGGAGCAGUUCUCAUAGGGGAUGGGAAAAAAUUACAAUUAAAUUUAGAUCAUUCCAUAUACCGCAAGUGCCUGUAAAGAACAAAAAAAAAUUGAACCAAAUCCUUUCUUUAAAUGCCAGUGCAUUUAGUUUCAAGAAAUGAAGGACAUUUUAUAUUUUACUUAUCUUUGAGCUUCUAUAUAUUCUUUAGACUUGAACUGUUAAGAAUGUUUGUUUACUUUCGUACUGAAGUUAGAAGGAUUAUAUAAGGUAACAAGCAAAGGAAAGGACUAGAUUAUUGGAAAUCUUUAUUAUUUGUAGUCAGUCCUUCAUAGUUUUAAUAUUUCAUUAUACCAAUAAUGUGCCAGUAUGUUACGAUGUUUUACCAUAUGCUAAUGACAGUUAAACUGUAAAUGUGAAUGCCUUUUGUUGUUUUAUCAUUCACCACAUUUUAAUGUUAUGUCUGGAGAAAUUUCAGUCCUGUUUGCAAAAAAAACCCUCCAAAGACAUGUACACAUUGACUUUGAUAUGGGCUGACUAUCCUUUUAUAGCAGAGAAGCUGUUUCUAUCCACACUUCAUAACAAGGCUUCAUACUCAUAGUAGGUCAAUUAUUGUCUUUCCCAACGUCAACAUUAAAUAUUUGUAAGGGUCAUGCAUUCUUCUGUAUGACAGGUGCAACCAGUCACAGUGUUCUUUUUGACACUAUUGGGUCAUCUCAGAAUCAUUUUGAAUGGCUCAGGAAAAUGGCAGUACAAUGUUUGCCAUCAAAUGUCAUUGGUGUGUGAACUAUUUUACCUUUUGAAGCAACCAGGCCAGGUUAACAGAUGACAUUAAAACAAUAUAUACCCACUUUAUAAGAGUGUUUCAAGGCAUUUCAUAAAGAAUACAAAGUAUUAAGACAUCCUCCAUAGUGACCACUGUUACGCAUGGCCUAUAGUCAAGCUGUUGUAAGAAGUACAGAAUGUCAUACUACAGAACGAUGCAACUGUAGAACAUGUCCACCUUUAUAGUUCUACUUGUGUACAAUGUUUGCUAUUUGUCAGUGCAAUACUAGUAUGUACAUGUAGAUGGGUUAUAUCAUUGUCUAACUGAGAUUUUACCUGUGCAAAUUGUCUACCUCCAGUACUAAAAGCCUGGUACAAGUUAAGGGCUCUGCAAUGAAUGCUGUUUGGUGUUUAGGUGGCCAUUACUAGUAUUUAAAGUUAAACAAAACAUUGAACUGUCCUGCUACAGUAGAGAUUCACCAUGUGUUUGGCUAUCAUCAUUAUUGUGCAGAUUGUAAGCAAAUAUGGUUCAAUUAUUAAUAAUCUUCAAGCAUAAUGAUUGUACAACUGUAUUUUCAUAUUGUGCCUGUAUCUUGCGAAGUGUAAUAGCUACUUAAAUGUUAGCAAAGAGGUUAAACUUUAACCUCCUUGGUGUUAGCAAAAAGGAUUAACCGAAAACUCUUCAGUGCCAUUGUAUGAUAUACAGUUUACAUGGAUAGCAAACUAAGGGGAACCCGAACAAUGUUCUUGCCAUAUUUGUUACUUAGAAAACCAGCAAAGAAUCUUAUAGAUACAUUUAUCCUUUGAUUGACUGAUAUGAACAUCACAAAUUGAAUGCAGUGAAGACCACAUUAUUCUGUUGAUUUGGCAUUUUUUAAAGUUCUAAAACAAUAGGUUUCUGAUCAGGGGGAAAAAAGUGUUUUGAAACAUCAUAAAAAAUCUAACAUAUUCUUGAAAAAUGACAAAUUAAAGAUGCCAUGUGUUAUCUUCAAUCUAUAAUGGAAGACAGAAAGAUGAAUUUGAGAUCGCUUUAUUAUAUUUGUAUAUUAUCUUUUUUCCAAACAAUGAAAUGAUAAAUUCCUAUGAUUUGCCCAAAAGGUUCCAUACAUAAUGAAAUGUUGGAAGAAAAAUGUUUUGUCUGAACACAUGUAGCAAAAGAAUGAACACUUGGAACAAGUGUAUGUCAAUCACAUGGUGUGCCAUUGGUUUAUAUUUAUGUCAAGUUUCAUGUGGAAUUGUAUUUUUAGACCCAGUAAAUUAAUUACACUCAAGUGA
Branchiostoma floridae (Florida lancelet) is the source of this 4210-nucleotide messenger RNA. Its product is annotated as transmembrane protein 64-like. The transcript has 4 exons. The record is from RefSeq and is a predicted model, not a curated record. NCBI's taxonomy places the organism in Eukaryota, Metazoa, Chordata, Leptocardii, Amphioxiformes, Branchiostomatidae. The coding region runs from base 465 to 1487 and encodes 340 amino acids.